Phytophthora infestans T30-4 is the source of this 640-nucleotide messenger RNA. RefSeq lists its product as uncharacterized. The coding region runs from base 32 to 640 and encodes 202 amino acids. NCBI's taxonomy places the organism in Eukaryota, Oomycota, Peronosporomycetes, Peronosporales, Peronosporaceae. The transcript has a single exon. The record is from RefSeq and is a predicted model, not a curated record.
CUCAUCUGAUCAGCACACCCAAAGCUUCGCCAUGGAUCUAACCGAGAUUCCGUUUAACUCAUCAGUGAUCCUUCAGUCAAUCCGCAAAGGAAAAAGCUUGCAGAACCCGCUUGGCUCCAAGAAGGCUCGCUGUUUAACCGACAACCGCGAUCGCUACGAGCAAGUGUUCUUACAUCGUGUCCGUGACGACAAGAUCGCCAUCCAGUCAGCUCACAAUGGACGCUUCCUCCAAGUUCGUGCAAAUGGAGAGUGCGUCUUUGACCCUAAAGAGCCUGGCGAGUGGGAGCUCUUCACCAUGGAGACGGACUCGAGCUGUGCGCUGUACUUUGUGUCGUGCCACACGGGGAAUGUCCUUCAUUGCAACGACAGCAAUGAAGCCAGGUGUGCAAACCAGAACCGUCAAGACUGGGAGGCGUGGAGGAUCGUGGAGCCCCGUAUAAAUUCAAUUGCCACCCACCCGCAGCGAGCUGUGGAUCACCGCUACGUCCUUGUGGGCAAAGACCGUCAGCACUUGGUUCUGGAGCUCGCGAGAUGCGGGAAGACACCGACCGAGAUCGAGCAAAUUGUGACGAGCCUGUUUGAUGCUCCACUUGCCAUAGCUUCAGGCUCGGCUCUUGCUGUUCAAGUCGACAAGGAGUAG